AGCUGUGCAUAGAUGUGUUCAGGUGCAAUAAAACCGAGGCACUGCCCAUUAUUAUGUAAAAUGUGUUGGCUGCUGUAAGUACUAGAUAACGCAGAAGCUUCGAUAGCAAACACACCGAAUGAACUGCGCCUCCAGAUCAGCAGAGAAGACUGAGGGAAGGACAAGCACUGACUGCCAAGCAAGAAGAGAAAGAAAAAGAAAUGGACCAAAUUGGAUUUACAGCUUCGGCAUUAACAUCAAGCAGAGGGAUACUGCAUAUUAUUGAGAUUGUGAUCUGUGUUGUGGAUCAAGCCCUGCUCCAUAUCCAGCAGCAUCCUGGUCAUACCUAUUGGGUUUGGUGCAUGUUCACCUGGGUCUUCUGCGGUUUAAUGACACUGAUCAUUACCAUUAUUGAAAUGUUCAAGAUUGACUUGCUUUUAAAAUUUUUGAAUAUAAUGGACUGGGAUGACUUUGCCACUGGCAUGACUAUGACAAUGACCCUCAUGGUCUUUUCCACUGCUGUUAUCUAUCCUGUGUUCUACAUUUGUUCUCACUGCUACUUGGCUGUGGUAAUUACAAUCGUGACCUUGGCGUGUUUCAUCGUUUACAUUAUAGAUGCGGUGAUGAGUAAAUGUGCAACCAAGGGCAGCUAUCUGUGCAUUAUGCCAGGCUUCAUCAAGGUCCUGGAGGCCUUUGUGACCUGCAUCAUCUUCAUCUCCCUCAUUGGAUACGUUGGAAAGCCAGCACUGUACUGGUGCAUUGUGGUAUACGUCCUCCCGUUUCCUGUGACUCUGCUAUUUAUGGUUAUAAACAUUCUUCACCCGCUGAAAAACUGCAUACCGUGUAACUUGAAUAAGUAUGCCUUUUACAUACUUUUAGUGAUAGUGCUGCUAUACAUCAGUGCAGCCAUCAUCUGGCCCCUGUACAGUUUCAGAGACAACCCUCGUCCUGCUGACUGCCCUGGCAACUUCUGCAUCUGGAGCAUCAUCUUCAUAGUCACCUUCAUGACAUAUGUCAACCUCAUUCUUUACAUUGUGGACUGUAUUUGUACAAAGUUUGGGCUAUGUGGAUUUUAGAUAUAUCUGAAGACCUUUGUGAAUUCCAGCUCUAUCAUUGUUUAUGUUCCAUGAUUUCAUCCGUAGUGUAGUCUAUGUAGACUAUGUCAGUAUGUAGGUCAUUUAGGUAAACAGAAUCGCCAACAAGGAGAAAAGAAAAAAUAAUUUAAAAUAAUAUAGACCAAGGAGAGUUACAUUUUUUUCUGGAUUUCAUGCCAUCCUCUACCAGCAGCUGUCGUGGUGGGUGAUUUGUAAUUGUAAAUUAAUUUUUAAAUGAAAAUUAAAUAUUAAAUUAAAUUGUAAAUUAAUUUUUAAAUGAAACAGUCACUGUAUGCUGACUGUGUACUGGAAAUGUUCUGAUACCAUAAAUACGUAGCAAUAAAGAAAAUAAAUUUGGUAUUACAGGACAAUAUGUACUUUUUUGUUUGUCCAAGUGUAUACAUUAUCAUAUCCUUGGUAUAUUUUGGUAUAGCACUGUUGUAGCCUAUUGAUAUAUACACCUUUUGGCAGUUUGAAUAAAUUGAUUGAAAUGUGUUUCUUGCAGUUACCUUACAAUUAUGUAAUAUAUCAGUUUGUAUAACUUGCAUUUUCAA
Anguilla anguilla (European eel) is the source of this 1627-nucleotide messenger RNA. RefSeq names its product myeloid-associated differentiation marker-like protein 2. NCBI's taxonomy places the organism in Eukaryota, Metazoa, Chordata, Actinopteri, Anguilliformes, Anguillidae. Gene Ontology annotation, cellular component: membrane. The coding region runs from base 201 to 1055 and encodes 284 amino acids. The transcript has a single exon. The record is from RefSeq and is a predicted model, not a curated record.